Molecule: messenger RNA, 11320 nt
Organism: Anopheles stephensi (Asian malaria mosquito)
Lineage: Eukaryota; Metazoa; Arthropoda; Insecta; Diptera; Culicidae
Gene: unc80
Product: protein unc-80 homolog
Exons: 33
Coding region: 332-10453 (3373 amino acids)
Biological process (GO): monoatomic cation homeostasis
Cellular component (GO): cation channel complex; axon
Molecular function (GO): monoatomic cation channel activity
Source: RefSeq, a predicted model, not a curated record
CACUGCGCAGCCGCGUCCAUUUACUGCGAGCGGCACACGGACGGAACCAGCCCAUCGGGAAAUGCUCCCGAUUCCGAACGCACACACAACUGUCACGCGACCGGGCACGACGGCGCUACCUCGGUCAAGCUACACAGCCCUCGCUCAGAUUCAACAAUUUUUCCAGCAGUGCAGCCAUUACAUCGCCCCGGAACGGGGGUGCCUUGGUUGGAGUUCUUCACCGUUGUUCCUGUCUGAUUUUAUUUUUCUCUUCUCCCAGUGCUGUGACAUGUAAAAUUUCGGUUUUCGCUAAACUUUCGGACUCAUCGUCACCCUGUCGACUAUCACCACGAUGGCGAACGCUUCGUCCACCAACCCCAUCGACGAGGGCCUGCAGGAUCUGGGCGUCCCGGUUCCGGUGCAGACGUUCCUGUGGCAACAGAUAGCUCCCUUCAUCCGGCCGAAGCUGGGCAAACUGCACGAGGCCAGCUGCAUGUUCUGUCAACACGCACCCGGACACCAUGAGCUGAAGGAAGCGUGCAAGUCCUUCGAGAAAGUGCUUGUGCAGAACAUACAGUUCGGGCUGUCACCAUCACUAACCUCCGCACUGGAAUCGAUCCCGAGAUGGCGCAUUGUACAGGCUGCCUUACCGCACGUCAUACACUGUGCCGGAGCGCUGAUGCACAAUCGUGUAAAAGAUCUACAGGCGCUCGGGUCGGCCGAAACCAAGAUACUCUACACGCUUCACUGGAUACUGCUGUUUGCGGCCGAGGAGUGUGCGGAUGCCGAAGCGGACAAGGAAAACGCUACGAACAAUUACCUCUUUUCGAUACCAACGAUAUCGCUGUUCGUGUUUCUGUUCGCUCCCAUCGCCCACAUGCUGAAGGAGUCCGACUUUCAAAACUUUCGGCUCGAAAAUGGGCUCAAGAUGUGGCAGGGUAUGUGGGAGUAUCGGGCACCGAAUGCACCCUGCUUUACGGCACCGGUCAAACCGAAGGCACGCAAUCUGCUCAGCUCGGUCAGCACCACACCAUCGCCAGAGGUGUUCUCACCCAAGAAAAUGGAAAACAUCGAAUCACCGCCGAGCAUCUACUCGGGCAACAUCAAGCACGAUGACGAGCUGUCGUUCGUAUCGUCGCCCAAAGAUUCCGUCUUUCCCGAAACCAUCCCGGAAGAGGCGUCCAGCGUUGAGGAGGAGCGUGUCGUGAUCUUCCGACUUCCGAUGGAUGGUGGUGUGCCGGAUCCAUCGUACUAUACGGCCGACGCUAGCCUUCUGCAUCACGGGGCAAAGUUUAACAAGCCACAAUCACAUCAAACACCGACCAGCAGUGGAAUCGGUUCGAGACCGCAUCCGCUACACCAAUCGGACCAUCGCGGUGAAGCUACUAGCUUCGACUUUGACAGGAUUGACACGUACAGUAAGGAUUCAAAACCAAAGACGAGCUCCUCAACGGAGCGAGAAUCCUUCGAUACCGAUCCGAAGAUGUCGCAGGGCCACAAGUGUGACGUCAUCGCUGCUACCUUUCUGGAUGUAGCCGUACUGCGCUGCCUGUUCAUUUCCCACUGGCAGGAGGAAGGUGUCUACUGGAGCUUGCACUAUCUCUACAACCGACUGCGCGACAUCAGCGAAGAAACGUCGGCGCUUCCAUCCCACCCGAGACGUCGUUCGAACUCGCUACCCAUACCGCAGAUAGAGAUCUCGCUCUACCAAGGCCCCAGCAGUAGCCGGGACAGCCCCAGCAUCGGCUCGGCAAACAAAGACUACAUAGAGAUACCGGAUCCACCGAUCACUGCCCUGCUGGCCGACGCUCCGUACUACGUAUCGAAACUCCCUUCCGAUGAGUCGUCACUGGGGCCGCUCAGCGAACGGAAGGGUAGCGAGAAGAAGCGUCGCGUUAAGAUGGCCGACCUGCGGACGCUGAUCGAAACACGCAUCCUGUCCAAAUCGGACCGUGGGCUGGAAAAGAUUGGGCUCGAUGCGAACACGAACGGGAAGCGACUGCAACAGAUGGAGUGUCAUCGCAGCUUGGACACCGGGGAACGGCAACUGUCCCGCUCGGCGUCGAUGAUAUCGCGUGCACCAUCAACGAACCUUGUCAAAGGCAAAAGUAUGCCGAGCUUAAGCUGUCUCAUUGAUGGCGGAUUCCAUCGAAACAUUGAACCACCGCCGAAGGUCAUACGUAACGUACAAUCGAAUGUACAGUCGAGACAAUCGAGCACAACGCCAAAGUAUCCGAUCAUCACCGUUACGGAGCAUACACCGACACCGUCGCCGGAUUAUAUGAAGAGACAGGGUUCCAUCGAUUCGCAGCUGGACGCACUGAGUGCUGGUGGCAGUACGGGAAUGUUUAAAUCGCAGAUGUUACGAUCACACACGGAUUCGCACAUCGGAUACACGUGCGUGUCAGACGAAACCGAAGCACCUGGAUCGUGCUUCUACAUCACGAAGGAGGGCACGAUCGACUACGAGGUCGUGCUGCUGGCAGUCCACUGUGUGUUCAAGCGUGACUCGAGCGUCUGCACACUUCGCGUGCUGGAAGCCGGUCUUAACAUCUGCGAAAUCCUGCUAGAUCUCGGUGUACUGAAGCUGGGUGAUCAUGCCCAUUCCCUAGCGAUUGGUAUCGUUAAGCGAGCCUUCAUGCAUCUCGGAUGUCCACAUGGGUGUAAUGAUGCAAAUCGUGGUCCACCGGCAGAAGUGUUGCGUACCACGUGCAACUCCAUCCUCUCGCGUCUUCUGCGUCAGAAUGGGAAAAUCCUUAAAGCAAACUUGCGCGCAUUCAUCAAGGAAUCUCCGAUGCACGAAAUCACCGACUUCUUCCACGCGUAUCUGGGCUUCUGUGUGGAUCCGAGCUCGCUGCUAUCACCGUUGAACCAUAAGAGAUCAUCUGGCAUAAAAUCGUUGAACGCUGACUUUGGCGGUAUAUCAGGCGGCCAGGGCGGCUAUGCAACCAACUUUGGCAGCGGACUUACCGGCGGCACGGAGAGUCAGCUGAUCGGGGCCAUCUUCAAGACGCUCGCAACGCGGCUGGUGCAAUCACUGAAGGAGCUCAAGUCGCAGGACAACCUAUCCCUCUACUGUGACAUCCGGCAGCUCAUCACGUACGUCAAGGGUGCGCACGGUGGUCCGUUCCGCGUGGUGGCAUUAAGUGGCAUUCUGGCCGUUACUCCACGCCCUCAUAAGCAAGCUCCAAACAUGCAGACUACGCGUGUGAUACGCCAUUUGCCAACGAACGACAUCCAGCUGCUCCACCAGGAUGAGAAGGCGCAGCGCAAGCUGCUGUUCAAGAAGAAGAGCACCUCCUCGACGUGUGUCAUCGUUCCUUUCCUGUUGCAGCUGUUAGAGACGGAGGGUUUUGAGGAGCCGAGCCGGGCCAGCCAGAGCCCGUUAAGCAAUCUGCGCCGUAAGGGGCCGCAAGUGCGGCCCACCCUUACCCCUCGCCACAGCGAGCGGGCUUUACUAUCUGAUUCUACUUCCAGCUCCGAGCGCAACUCGGUCGGCCGGUUGACCGGCAUCGUGCGAUGGUUCCGGCGUUCGAAGGAUCGCGAUUCGGUGGACCUGGAGUCGGGCAUACUGGCGGCGAGUGGGUCCGAGUCGAUGGCAAACUUCAUGCGCAAGGGUUCACUCAACUUUCAGACACGCAACCGUGCGACGGAGGGCAUCGGAAGAUCGAUACAGAAGGCGAAGCGGCGGCUGAAUCGGUUGGGGCUUGGCAAGGGCAAGAAGAAGACGGGCGGUACCGAGGACGUCGGGGGAAGUUAUUUCAGCCGAAGAAGUUCGCUUGAUGUAAGCGAUGGGCCGCGUGAGUCGGAAGUUGUAGUGCUGAAGGAACGGCGCCUUAUCCCAAUUUCACCGGUUCGGGAAGGAAUGGCCAGAUUCGCGUUGUUGUUGGAGGUGUGCGCUCCUGGUUCAGUUCCCGAUCCAGCACUGAUCACUGCUCUGCUCGAUCUGCCUCAAGCUCCGAUUGUUGCUCGAGCGGCAUUCUUGGUGGAGUGUGCCCACUUCGUCCAUCUGUGCAAUCGCGGACAGUGGCCAUCAUGGAUGAAACAGAACUUGCCAGUCUUUAGACCAUCGGGACCGGCAAUGGGAACCAGGACUGCGAUGGCUGCCGGCACCAGACGUGCUCAUGUUCUGCAACGAGCGGCCGGUAAAAUGUUUCAUCAGUGGGGCGAAGCACUUGGAGCUCGAUUGAACGAGAUGAUCAACAACGAUAAGCUCAACUCGGAGCAGAUGGCUGCCAGUCUAUCCGAUCCCGAGAAGCAGAAGCAAUUGCUUCAGCAGGACGAGGAGGAAGAUUUUCUUGAUGAGACAAGCGUUAAUCCACACGGAAACGAUUGUCCACCGGCACUGAAACUGAUCGCUUGUGUACUUUUGCUCGAGAUCACUGCUUUCCUGCGAGAAACGUACCAAACGCUGCCAAAGGCAUCCCGACUGUCCACCAAGGAGAAGCACACUCCGUGGGAUAAAGUUUGCCGAGGUGAAACUAAUCGCCGUUGGUCGAUGGCCCUCAGCUCGAUGGGUGGACAUUCGCAAACGUCCGCGCAGAGUCUACAAUCGAUCGCGGGACAGACGGAACGGAAAAUCUCGUUCGUACUGCAGGAACCGGACAAUGAAUCCGAAAACAGCAGCAACACCACACUGACGAUCCAGGGCGAGGAAAAUGUGCAGCAAGGCCAGAAGCGUACGUUGGCUACAUCGAGGAACUUUCUGUUGCGCCGCGGCACGUCCGCAACGCCGGCCGGUGGUUCGUUCAAGCGACGCUCGUUGAAACUUCGCCGUGGUGCCAAAGAUCUGAAGGAAGUGGAAAAUGAAUAUCCAGUAAGACGUACCGAUUCGAUUCAAUCUAAGCGCAAGGUAUCGUCGCUGUCCGACAGAAGCGAUAACUCCGAACCGGGUCAAAUCAGUGGUGGAGAAGAGUCGCCCGGAAUCUUAAGCGAUGAUCAACCACCGGAAUCACCGUGCGAUUCGAACGAUUCGGACGAAACAACCAAGAAUCUGCCGUGGCUCAAAUCAGUAUCCAACUUUCUGGGCUCGUUCAAUUACUACUGCGAUCAUCAAAACUUUUGUCACCCGUACUGCUACCGGCGGCAUAUGCGUGCGGCAACUAAGCUGAUUCGUGCCAUUCGCAAGGUAUACGGCGAUGAAUUCGGUGUCACUCCGGUCACUUACGCCCAGCCGAGUGAGUCAGCCAAGGGAACGACGCGCCGCGAUCGGACCAAACAGGGACGCAAGGUGUCGGAUCAAAGCUCGUCGCAAACAUCACCAUCCAAGCGCAAGGACAGCGUCACAAAGCGCGAUCGGUACGUUGUUUUGUCCUUACCACAGAUGUUUUUCUCAACUACAUCUCACACCUUCUGUCCUUAUACCCUCAGAAUCUUGCUACAGGACGAAUCGGAACCAAACACCUCCCAAUACUCAACGUUCAUUCACGAACCGAAACACCAUCAGGAGGAUCCGCCGGUGCUGAAAUACAUCAAAAACCAAGUACGUGAUGUUUUCCACGCUCCUAUAGCGUCCCUGGUGAAGGGAGCGGCCGUCCUGACGGAGGAACAGUUCGUUGAGGUCAUUCCGAUUGCGUGGGAACUGCUGCUCGAAACCGACCAGGAAGUUUCGGCAGCUUCGGCGGCCCUCUUCAUACUGGCCUCGGUGAAGGCACCAAACACCGCCACGGACAUUAUGCAGCGUUCGCUGAAGAACAAAUGUCCAAACACUCGCAUCCAAGCGAUUCUACGCUACCAGGUGCUGUGGAAGAAUCGGUUCCAGGUGUGGCCGCGGAUGGAGGAGGGCGCACAUCUCUCGUUCAAGGUACCUCCACCCGGCAUAGAGUUUACACUUCCGUCGCCGAAAAUUGGCAUCGAAAGCCUGCCGGUGGUGGAUCCUCCCUGGAUGCCUCGCCAGCAAAACAAAGACAUGGAGGUCACACUGAACCAGGAGCGACAUCGUUCCUUGGUAACAGCAACGAAAACGCGCAAGAAACAGCAAACAGAAGCAAUCCGCCACGCGAUGCUGCAGCAGGAAGACAAGCAGCGUUCGGAGCGGCAGAGCUUCCUCAUCACUACGAUUCCCAUCACGCAGCAGGCGGCACACGAACCGGGUCUCGAUCAUGGACCGGCUGAGGAUCACGUGGAGGAGGAAGAGGACGGCACCAGAUCGGCCAUUCAUAUGCAUGCGGCUCAUUCUCUGUUUCCGUCCUGCCUUUGCUCGUCCGUGAUGCAGAUUGUCGCGUGCCUGGAUGAUGCCGCCGUCAAUUCGGACGGUUGUGCCGUGUACGAGGUGGCGUAUCAGGUCAUCUGGAUCUGUCUCGUCGAAGACUCUGCCCUGUUUCUGCGUUACGUGCUCGAACGCUUGACCCGCGAUCAUCAGGAUCAGAUGUUUAAGCUGCUACGACACUUGAUCCGGUUCGUGCCGAGGUUGCCCCAGCAGGCAGCAUUCGCCCUGUACAACUACAUCAUUGGGUACGUGAUGUUUUACGUACGGUCGACGCAUGAGUGCAGCCAACAGCUCGUAGGUUCCGCCCUAUCCGUACUGUGGAUGGUAGUGCACAGCGUGCACGGAAUCAUGUUCAAAGAUUUGAAACAGAUCCUGCGCAAGGAGCAGUGCGAUGCGUCCAUCCUAUUGACCGCGAAUGUACCUUCCGCGAAGAAGAUCAUCGUGCACGGCCCGGAAGAUGAAGGAGGUAUACCUUCCCAGUUCCCGGUACAAGAGGACACACAGUUCUCGCAGCUGCUCAGUGAAUCGCUCGACUUUUUCGGCAUCGACGAGAAGAAGCACGCCCAGCACGUGCUGGUAGACUACAAGAGCCACCAAAUUCUGAACCCCAACUGGUACGUACGCGAUCUGUACUUCUUCAAGCGCUCUCAGUACCCCCAACUGCGCCUGGUAGAGAUGAAGCCCGAAGAGUCGUUCAACGCACUGCAGCGCCAGGAGCUGUGCAAAAAGUUCGUCGAGAUCGGGAAGGUCCAUCUGACCUGGGCCAUCCUGAAGAACGUCGACAUGGUCGUCCAGCGGGUGGUUUUCCUGCACGAGGAGCUCAUGAAGCUUCCAUCCUUCCCGCGCAAAGCGCUCGAGGCCGAUCUAGACUUGCAUCAGGGCGGUGAGCUCGGCAAGGAGCUGCUCGGACUGGAUGUGCUGCACAAGUUCAUGUGGGUACGGCUGAUCGCGCGCAUGUUCGAAGCGAUGGCCGGCAACUUUGCCUAUUCGGCCGACAUUCAGCUCUUCCUCAACGUGCUGUCCGGUGCCGCCUUGCUGCACUCGGAAGAUUCGUGCAUUAUGCGCUACGUGACGGCCACCUUCAUUAACGCGGCGUCCAACUUUAAGAACAUUUUCUCCACCAACGGGUACUUCAUGAUCAUGCCGGCCAUGCUGCAGGUGUACUCGCUUCACCAGACGAACAAGCUCGUCACCACCACGAUCGAAUAUGCCGUGAAGCAGUUUUAUCUGCUCAACCGGAAGCCCUUCAUACUGCAGAUGUUCGGUUCCGUGUCGGCCAUCCUCGACACGGAUGAGAAUGGAACGUACGGUGAGGCGCACAAGGUACAGUCGAGCUGCCUGUUCAAUCUACUGCUCAGCCUGGAAACUCCCUCGCCGGAUCCGCUCAACAUAGCCGAGCUGGUGAAGGAACCGAAACCACUGAAAGCGAUCGAUUUCUGCUACCACGAUGAGGACGAAAUGGUGACGGUGUUGGAUUGCAUUACGCUUUGCGUGAUGGUUGUGUCCUAUUCGGCUGAAAGUACGCGUGGAUAUCAGAUGUUGAUCAUUUUGGAAGCCAUUUUGCCCUGCUACAUGCAGCAGAUUCAAUCCUCGUCGUACAUCCCGCUGGAAGGGAAAUGCGAACGGGACAUUAUUCUGCAGCUUGCCGUGACGAUUCGCACCAUGGUGCACAACUGCGAGGGUUUGUCAAAGAGCUACAAUGGUCCGUUCCGGAACAGUCCCGAGCAUAAGGGAUCGAGCCAGCGCAAUUGUUCCCGCGGUCCACCUUGCUCCCCGGGGCUGGAUUACGACGACGAAUCCCACGCGAAGUACGUCAGCGAUAUCGGGCGCUCGAAGAUGCUGAACGAAUCGGUCGAUGAUUCCGAAACGAUACGCGAAUAUCGGCGGCCCCGCGAUGUACUGCUGUCGGUGGUGGGCGAAUUCAUCAUACAAGCCUCGACCCGGCUCGCCGAGCUAGCCCGCAAACAGGGCGAACCCAAACCGAUGGAACUGCUGGACGUAAAGUGUCACGUACGGUUGGCCGAGAUAGCACACUCGCUGCUGAAAGUCUCGCCGUACGACCGAGAGUCGAUGGCCUGCCGGGGAUUGCAGCGUUACAUGCAGUGCAUCUUCCCCCGGGCCGAGUGGGCCGAUGAUCACGGCAUGAAGCCAACGCUCGUUACGAUUCUGCGCCGGCUGGAUAAGGUGUUUCUGAAGAUAUCGAAAAAAUCUUCCGUACGGCGCAACACAAACUGGGAGGCGGCUGCCGGUUUGCUGAAGGGCGUUUCCGAAGCCAUCAUACGCUAUCCACACAUCCUGCACUGGCGCGAAAUGAAGGCACUGCUGACGAACGUGCAGAACCUGAUCGUCAACGAGCCGGGCAACUUUCCCGAGGGUGUGUCCGGUGCCGGUGCCGCCCUGAUGUCGAAAAGCCCGCCGGCAUUCUUCUGCUCGAACGUGGUACGGUUGGUCGCGCUGCAGGUCGUCAGCCCGAUCGAUUCCGUCUCGCACGGGCUGGAGCAAAUCUGCGGCGGCAGUACCGACUUUCCGUCGCAGGAAAAGGCGGAAAGCUUCCUGAUGCAUCUGCUGAUGCCGCUGUGUCUGAAGGUGUGCAGCGGGCGCGGCAUUUUCGAUGUCGGCGAGCUGAAGCAGUCGGACAUCUCGUUCCUGGUGACGGCCGUGCUGAACGCGAUGAGCCCGGUCGCCGGACGCACGACGCAGAUGGGCAUGCAGACGAACCGCACCGGGGCGGAUUUGCGGGCCGGUUCGCUAACAUUCACCGGCAGCCGGGACGCGAAGAGGCCGUCGAAAAUUUCGAGCUCACUGUAUCAGGCCACCUUUCUGGCGCUGCGCGUACUUUGCAUCUGCUUCGAAACGCGGCUUUCGAACGAAUGGCCCCGGAUUGCACGGGUAAUGCGCGAUUUGGGGCGCCGCAAUGAGGCGGCACCGGAGCUGUGGAGUUUUCUGGAGUUUGUUGUUACGCAGCGUACCCCGCUGUACAUUGUGCUGAUGCCGUUCAUCAUGCACAAGAUCUCACAACCACCGAUUGGAGAUCACGAGCGGCAUAUGCAGUUUUUGAUUCGUGAACGAAUGCGGGGCACCCAGCCAACGGGUGGAACUAAGUCUCGUGGCGCCAUACUGCUGGAACUGUCACGCGAGUUGCGUGAGCUGAGAGAAGAGCUGGAAACGAGACGAUAUGAUCGAGACCUGUCGACGGAAACCUCCAAGCGAGACAUUCCCAAUAUGCCUCCCGCACCGGAGCAGCAACCCGUACGGCACCAGCAGCGACCAUCGCUCAUAUCGAUGCUGACCGGCGUUCAGCCGCCCGGUGGCUUCCCAGGCUCGCUACAGCAGCAGCAGCAGCAGCAGCAGGCAGAUGCUCGCAGCGGUACCGGUAUCUGCACCUCCAGCGAUACCCUAUCCCAGCAAACGCUCCAAGCGCCGAAGGGUGAGUCCCUGUCCAGCUCCACCACCACCACCACAAACAACCGUGACGCCGGCCUAAUCGGGGACACGCAGAGCGCCGAUCUGACGCUUACCUCGGGCAUCCUGGCCGAAGCGGGCUCGGUUGACCUGCAAGCUACCCCGAUCGGUCGCGAAUCGGUGGCCGGUAUCGGUGGUAGCAUCCCGCACCUUUCCCACUCCGUCUCGCUCCAAGCAUCCGGCGUCAAAACCCAACCACCCCGACUGCGUUUCGUAUCGUCCGUCGAGUUUAAAACUUCGUCCGGCGAAACAUCGACAACACCGCUCUCACCCGACAGCCUGGCGGACGACAGUUCCGGCGAAAAUCACAACAAACAUCGACUGCAGCGGUCGCGCGCCCAGAGCCGCAAAACGUUCCGCAAUCGGCGCGGUAUGCGGGCAAACAAUUUUAACGAAACGAGCUACAUACCGACCGUUGCCGGUGGAGCCGGCCUGUCGAUGGGCGUUGGCCCCGCACCGGUUAACCCCGGAGCGGGAGCCGGGGUGGGCAGUGCGGUACCACCGGCUAUGGUCGGCUCGGUCAUUCCCGGCCCAGGCGGACCGCCGGUAAUGCCACCGAUCGUGAACGAACCACCGUACGUGGAACCGCUCAAUCGGACGAUCGCCACGCUCGGUGAUCUUAGCUGGGAUUCGGUUUCGCAAACGUCUUCCACGUCCGGGUAUCGGGAUAAUUACAGUCUGCAGACGGGACUGUUCUCGCCGGACGGUUCCCUGUCGGGGAAUGCUGGAAUGGGCGGACGGUCAUCCUCCCAGCACUCGCUGCUGAUGUUGUUCGAAACGCAGGAUGAGGAUACACUCAUUUAAGAAAAAACCCACCCAAAUCCCACUCUCUCUCGCUCCCCACAUGUUGGGAGGUCUUUGCAAACGAAAGGGUGAAAUGCUGAUUAAAAAAAAAAAGGCUGCCAGGUCCGGACACCCGGACCUGAUUGCAAUCUCCGACCGGGAGGGGAUUGUCUAAAUGAUUGAUAUGAAACGUGUUAACAUAGUGAAACGAAUAACUUUUUAAAUGCACUUACAGUUACGGACGCUGCACAAGUGUUCGGCCAUCGGUUUGAUCGGCUUGACGUUCCAGCGGUGUACUAAGGCCAAACCGAACCAAACACACACACAUACACACCUAGACACUAAGUACGUCCAUAGAGUAGUACGUCUGUGAAGAUUCAUCGUUAACGUUUGUAGUCUGAUAGCAGUGAGAGGUAGAAUUGGAAAGCGGAGCCGUGUUUGCCAUUUGGGCAACAAUUGUUUAUUAACACCACAUGCUAUACGUAUAUAUAUAUACAGUGUGUGUGUGCAUUUAUGUGCGUGUGUGUGUAAGUUGUUGGAAUGUUUGCCAAUAUUGUAUCAGUAUUAAAAGAAAAACAUGAUGCCUCCUCAGGAGAGACUCAGGACUCUCGAGCGAGACUUUGCUUGCCAUGUGUUAGCUUGUGAAUGUGAGUCGUGCGGCGUUAGUAAACCCUUGCGGGGGAAUCGGUUUUCUGUCCACCGAGCUAGUGGGAGUUACAUGGUGUUAGGAUCCUCCAAAUAACUAAUCAGUAUUUUAAAAUUAAACCAAACACAAACGAAUGAUAACCAAAAUGAUAAAACAAAAACUCAAACACUGCAAAAACAACGUAUCCACCAGAAAAAAUAUGUAGGCAAAGAUUUUACUUAGUUAUAUUUUACACAAGAUGA